UUUGUACUUCAGGUUCCUUCUCUGUAAAAAGGGGAAGAUGAAUGCCUGCCUCAACUUCUCUCCAUUCAGUCUAACAUUUAAGUGCUUUCUAUAUACACGGCACUUGUGCUAGGUUCUGGGGAUACUUAAUAUGAAAAUGAAUGAAUGAAUGAAUGAAAUUAAAUGAAAAUGAAGAAGUGACACAGUCCUUCCAUCAAAGACCCUACAGAGGAAACAUCAGGAACAACCUGCUCAAAUAAAUGGAGGCAAGAGAUGUCAAAAUGAAAUCAAGGAACUGCUCUAACAGUCCAGUUUGAUUGAAACGUAGACUGCAUGAAGACAAAAAAUGUGAAAUAAGACUGGAAAGGUGAUGACUUUUGGAGCUGCAGGAGCUCUGCUAAACAGAAGGGUUGUAACUGAUAUCAGUGGAGGGAUGCAUCCAUGCCAAAGAAAUGAAUCCUCGGAGUAGCUAUGACCAUGUAAAUACAAAUGGGAACAUAAUUGGAGAAUCGUGGGAUCUCAACCAGAGGAGACCUGACCCACACCUGAACAGGAAUCCCCUCUACAACAUCCCCAAUGAGCAAAUAUUUCAAAACAUCAAACAAGAAUACAGCCGCUAUCAGAGGUGGAGACAAUUAGAAGUUGUCCUUAAUCAGAGUGAAGCCUGCAUUUCAGAGGGUCAGUCACACUCUUCAGGACUUUCAGCACCGAGCUCACCAGGUUCAUCCUGGAUGAAAAAGGACCAGCCAACAUUUACAUUACGACAAGUGGGCAUAUUGUGUGAACGUCUCUUAAAAGACUAUGAAGAUAGAAUUCGGGAGGAAUAUGAGCAAAUCCUCAAUACAAAAUUAGCAGAACAAUAUGAAUCUUUUGUGAAAUUCACACAUGAUCAGAUCAUGCGACGAUAUGGGACAAGGCCAACAAGCUAUGUGUCUUGAAUUUUCUUUGCAUAUCUGGGUACCUGGUCUGACCUCAAGAGAUGGCUGCUGUACACUUUUGCAACUGGUUUGAUAUCACAUUUCAGCUCCAACUUUGCAUCCUGAGAACACUUAAAAUAUCUCUGCAGGUCCAUUUUUAUAUAACUUGAAAGACCUUGAAACUUUCUGGUUGCCACAAAGCAUAACUUUCUUUUCUGCUCAGCCAAUAAACAGCUGUGCCCUACCAUGAGAUAUUUCCCAAACACAAAAUACAUGGAGCAGCAGUUUAGCAACGUAAAAGCCUUUAUUGGCGCUAAGCAGAUGGAACGUCUCCCCAAGCCCAGUUCUGUAAGGGGUGUGUGUGUCUGUGUGUCUGUGUUGUGUGUGUGUGUGAGUGUGAGAGUGUGUGUGGGUGGGUGUGGGUGUGAGUGUGUGUGGGUGUGUAUAUGUGAGUGUGUUUUUUAAGUUAUUAUUUGUACUGUGCAAAUUUUCUGAUCUUGGGGAUCCUGGCUGUGAAUUUGAUGCACGACAAUUAUGGUUAGAAACAUUUUUUGGUCUACAAGGAUCAAUAAUGUUUUGGUGACCAUAGAAGUUAUAACCGUGGAUUGUUUUGUGUGUAGCUAUUAUUGUUAAAUACAGGGACUAUUUUCAGGCACAGAAUAUUAAUCAUAAUUUAGGUUGGACAAUAGAUGUGAUUAUGACGACAGAGAGAGGUUUUUGCGCUUGUAGGUUUUACAUACAGCAUGGAAUUAGUACAAGCUGGAGAAAGGAUCAUUUGACCUAUGGACUCAGCCUGGCCGUGCUAAGAAAACACCUUGACUCCAAGCCUUAAAAUACACACGUGGAGUCUGCAGCUCACAGCGGCGGCUUGUGCGCUCAUUUACACAACCAGGAGCUCCACCAACACUUUUGACCUCUCAGAAGAAAAGGCUUCCCCAAGAGCAGGAGGUUGUGCUUGUCUCGGUGUCACACAAGUGAAUGAGGGUGGCUCUGCUUGGUCCAGCGUCGUAUUGUUACAGUUCGUAACAGUACCUUCAUCUUGGGUUGUUAGGCUAGAAACAGAACUUCUGAUCCCACGUUCAGGUUUUUUCCAAAUUCUUCCAAGAUGUUUCAGUGCUUGGCUGCUUGGAUUUUUUUUAGGGGGUACGACCCCUGCCCUGAGUUGAUAACACGCUGUUCUUCUCCUUUGAAUUUCCAAGGUCGAAGGACAGAAAGUAACCUCUGUUUUGAGGAGGUGGAAAUUCAGUGUACUUUUUUUUACUGUGACUUGUCAAGGACCAUAUUCCACAGCAAUGCCUUGUUUCAUUUAUUAUUGUUUCUUGAAAGUUAAAUGUUUUUAGUUUAAAUAUAGGCUAGAAUUUUAAAUUAGGGCUCAUUUUGAAAAAUGCUGAGUUUAGUUCAAAUGUAUGCCAAUGCCUUCUGGGUGGAUAAUAUUCAGAGACAAUUGUUGUUGAUCAGAUGGCAUAGAGAAACCUUUUGGAAUAGUCACAUUUGCAGAUUGCCUAUUGAUGAAUGUCUUUGACUUAAAUCUAACCAAAAAACUACAAUGUUAUCCUUUGUACAUUUUCAUUAUAUAGUGUUAACGAGCUUAGUUGCAAACCAAUAAAAUACUUAAGCUAUUUGUUUAC
Molecule: messenger RNA, 2524 nt
Organism: Vombatus ursinus (common wombat)
Lineage: Eukaryota; Metazoa; Chordata; Mammalia; Diprotodontia; Vombatidae
Gene: AKIRIN1
Product: akirin 1
Exons: 6
Coding region: 432-917 (161 amino acids)
Biological process (GO): positive regulation of myoblast differentiation; negative regulation of skeletal muscle satellite cell proliferation; myoblast migration involved in skeletal muscle regeneration
Cellular component (GO): chromatin; nucleus
Molecular function (GO): transcription coregulator activity
Source: RefSeq, a predicted model, not a curated record